AUGCGCAAGUUGUACGUAGAAGACGACAGCUUUCGCGUCACACGUGAAGGCUACUCCCACCUGAGUGACUCAAAAUGGGAGGCAGUCGGCCGCAUGAGUGUGCUCACGGGCGACCACGCCAUAAGUGGUAUAUUGGAGUCUCUAAACAGAGACCAGCAACAUGCUGCUAUCAACAAGUUCCAACAAGGGGAAAUUGCCGUCGAACGACAGAAGAUAGCCUUGCUACAGCAGCAAGGCUCCCGUCAGUCGAUGGGCGGGCCGACGCACACGCGUCGACCCGAAACCUUGAAGAUUGACAUCUUAAGGUACAAGGGAACCGAUGAAGAUUCCCUUUUGAGAUGGUUCGUCGAGUAA
Peronospora matthiolae is the source of this 354-nucleotide messenger RNA. The record is from the annotation of a GenBank genome assembly. NCBI's taxonomy places the organism in Eukaryota, Oomycota, Peronosporomycetes, Peronosporales, Peronosporaceae.